Triplophysa dalaica is the source of this 2352-nucleotide messenger RNA. RefSeq names its product nephronophthisis 1 (gene nphp1). Gene Ontology annotation, cellular component: cilium; cytoplasm. NCBI's taxonomy places the organism in Eukaryota, Metazoa, Chordata, Actinopteri, Cypriniformes, Nemacheilidae. The coding region runs from base 153 to 2171 and encodes 672 amino acids. Gene Ontology annotation, biological process: protein localization involved in establishment of planar polarity. The transcript has 20 exons. Gene Ontology annotation, molecular function: protein binding. The record is from RefSeq and is a predicted model, not a curated record.
UAGUCGUAUCUUAGCAACCAUAUCAAGUGCGUCUCUCAUGGCGCCGCUGUUCUUUCGGAUUUAAUAAAUACGAGCACGAUUUACCGAAUCUCCUAUUCAAAACGCCGUGACAGUCAAGUCUGCUGUCGUUUUGUGCCUAUGACGGAUGUAACAUGCCCCCAAAAAGGAGAGGACCUCUUCAAACUGUUCAAAGAGAGACGGAUGACAUGAAAAGAAAGGUGGAUGCUUUGGUGCAGCAGGCUGGUAAACCAGAUACAACAGACAAGACAGAGACAUUUAAAAGAUGCAAAGAGUUACAGCUUUCAGUGGCAGAUAUUAUGAAGAAUCUGAGGAAAUUAUCUAAAGCAGAUGAGCCGGCUCCAGUGGGGAACUACGAUCAGUGUAAGAGAGAAGAGGAGAUGCGUUUGUUGACCCUACAGGAGCAUCUACAGUCUCUAGCUGUUGACCUGCAGCCUCUGGAUGAGGAUGCUGGACCUAGUUCAUCUCAGGCAGAACAGGAGAGUGACGAGGAAGAUAGUGAUGACGAAGAUGGCAACUCAGAGAACGAAAGUAGUGAAGAAGAAGUUCAAGAUGAUUAUGUUGCUGAUGAAGAUAAUGAGAAUGCAGAUGUUGGUCCAUCUGAAACAGGACAGGGAUCGGUUUCUUAUGUUGCUCUUAGUGUAUUUACUGGGGAGGAGGAGGGAGACCUCAGUGUUCAGAAAGGGGAGGUUUUGAAAAUUAUUUCGAAGAAUAAGGAUGGCUGGUGGCUGGCACGCAAUUCAGCUGGAAAGAAGGGUGUUGUUCCCAAAACAUUUUUAAAGUUGGAGUCUCAGCAGGAAAGUGAGGGAGAGAAUGAAGAUGAGGGAGAAAGUGAAGAGGACACCGAGUCUGACUCUGAACCAAAGUCCAGCAAAACAUCCAAUUGGGACACGGUGCGGAAGGCUAUUACUGAGAUAGAUGCCACUGACGUUCUGGCAGCGAUGGGUGCCAUCCCUUCAGGCUUCAGACCCUCCACUCUCUCCAGACUUCUUGAAGAAGGAAAUUCUUACAGGACAAGUCACUUCAUUCAGCCGAAGCUUAGCCAAUCACAGCUCUCUUUUAAAGAUCUCCAUCUAGACCCAGACACAGGGAAGGUUCACGGUCGUCCAUCUAGAGUGAGUUUAACCCUGACCCUGUGGAGCUGUAGAAUGAUCCCGCCGCCCGGGGUUGGGUUACAGGUGCUCAGCAGGCACGUUCGUCUGUGUGCGUUUAAUGGAACCCAGGUUUUGAGUAACGUUCACACAGUCAGAGCCACUUACAACUCAAAGAGCCCCAAGUCAUGGAGCUUUUCUCCAAGGAUGGCUGGAAUGCUACCUUGUCUACUGGAUGGAGAUUGUAUUCUGCGUUGUGAUUCUGAGUCUCCUGAUCUCGGGAUUCUGUUUGAAUUGGGUGUAACCUACAUAAGAAAUUCCACAGGAGAGAGAGGAGAUCUUAGCUGUGGUUGGGCCUUCUUAAAACUGUUUGAGGAAAGUGGAGCCCCCAUUGCUCUACGAACACAAGAGCUCACGAUUCAUGGUGGCACACCAUUUGAGAGAGAAACAGAUUUGGACAGCACAUCCACUAUGAGAGGCGCCUCCACUGGUAUACUUCAGCAGAUGUUGCUGUCAAGGAAACAGCCCAAACUCCUUGUUAAACUCAAAGCAGUAAACACACAUAGGAGGGAACUUCUGAAUCUCCUGCCAGACACUAUAGUUGGAUGUUUGUCCUCACUGAAAUUUCUAGCAAUAUACAGGCAAAUACUGGCUGAUGCUCUUUUGCUUGACAGAGUCACAAUGCAGAGUGCAGAUCUGAUGUGCAACUCAGUUUUAGCUUCCUUCCCUGACGUGCUUGAUCAGCCCGAUAUGAUGGAUGCAUUUAGGAAGUCGUGGACAGAAUCAGAGAGUAACCUAAGACGCUCUGACAAGAGGGACAUUAAUGUGUUAAAGCAGUUGUUUGUGAGCGUAUACAUGAGCAGUGUGUAUCCCCUGUUGUAUUCUGCGGCGAUGCCCGCUUCCUGCUGGGCCGAUGAGGAUGUGGAGUCUCAACGUGCUCGCUUCAUCUACAGCCCUUCCGAAAAACUCCCAGAAGGAACCAUGUUGUCUUCUCAAUGUACACAUCAAGCCUUUGACAUCACACAGGUCGCAUAUGACUUCAUCAGCAGGCGCCAGCACUGACAGAAUAGAGACUGACUUACAAUGUCAACCUUGUCAAUAUUAGAUCUACCAGAUCAGAAACUGUUUUACACCGUACAGUUUCAUGAAUCGGUACUAAAAACUAACGGGGCAUAUCUUUGAUAAGGUUUGCAUUUAAUAUUUGAGCUUUUGUAUUUAUAUACCAAAUAAAUAGUUGAACUAU